This is a messenger RNA of Humulus lupulus (European hop), 2115 nucleotides long. Its product is annotated as 7-dehydrocholesterol reductase-like. Gene Ontology annotation, cellular component: endoplasmic reticulum membrane. NCBI's taxonomy places the organism in Eukaryota, Viridiplantae, Streptophyta, Magnoliopsida, Rosales, Cannabaceae. Bases 1 to 1935 code for a protein of 644 amino acids. Gene Ontology annotation, molecular function: oxidoreductase activity, acting on the CH-CH group of donors, NAD or NADP as acceptor. The record is from RefSeq and is a predicted model, not a curated record. The transcript is spliced from 16 exons. Gene Ontology annotation, biological process: brassinosteroid biosynthetic process; sterol biosynthetic process.
AUGUCAACUAAAGAUCUGUUUGAGCUUUACAGUGAACCUGUACCCGCUGCUCCUUCGAGCAAGAAAAAAGGGAGUAGGCCACACCGAGGUGAAAGCAAUAAGAACCAUCCAAAGAAAAAGGCUCGGACCAGGGAUCCUCCAGUGCCAAUUCCUUCUCGGGAAACCACACCUCCUCCGGCCCCCCUUGACCAGACGUCUCCCUCAGCCCCCGUCGAUCAGACCCCUCCUCCAGCACCUACCGACCAGACACCUCCUGAUCAAACAAGAGAUGCCUUGAUGAACAUCGUGCUCAGCUUGGCCAAAGAGAGGAUGACUAAACUAUCGAGGCAUCGGCACAACCGAGAGGCCAUCGUUGGUACCGACUCCAUGGAGGUCGACCAGAUAAUUAGUCACGCGCUGAAUGAAAUAGCCAGUGGAAUGCUAACUAUGACCGCCAGAUGGCAUCGCUCGGGAGCCCUGACUGCGCAAUAUGAGAAGAGACUUGGCGAGCAGCUUAAGGCGUCCGAGGAUAGACACGCUAAGGAACUUAAUGCGUCCGAGGCCAGACACGCUGAGGAGCUUAAGAUGGCUGGGGCAAAAUACACCGAGCAGCUUGAGGUAGCCAAGAAGAAAAAUGCUGAGUUGCUCGAACAGAAGACCAAGCUGGCCGAAAAGCUGAAACAGCACCAGGCUACUUUGAUGAAAGUCGUUGAAACAAAAGAGAUUGCACCUUUCGAUAUUGAGUUUUCAGUGACACACAAGGAACUUGACUUCUCUCAUUUGCUGGAUCAUUUAAGACGGCUACUUAGAGGUCAAGCCUCUCUAUUUGAUUGGUCUAGAUCUUCUUCCCUGGCGAGGACCUUAUCACCCAGAGUUUUGGAAAGUCAAAUAGAUGCUAAGAAGGAACUGGAGAAAAGUCUGAAGGCCACUUGUGAGGAAUUCAUCAUGUCUGUCACUAAGCUAGUUGCUAAUGGAAUGCUAGCAUAUUUUGUGACACUGACCACCUAUUUUGGCCUUUGGUGGUUUGGCAUAUUCAAUCCUUCAACUGUUUAUGAUCAUUUGGGAGAAAUAUAUUCUGCCCUUAUUUUCGGAAGCUUGGUUUUUUGCAUUUUAUUAUACAUAAAAGGCCAUGUGGCACCGUCUUCCACUGAUUCUGGCUCGUCUAGGAACAUCAUAAUUGAUUUCUAUUGGGGUAUGGAACUCUAUCCUCGCAUUGGUAAAAACUUCGACAUUAAAGUUUUUACAAAUUGCAGAUUUGGAAUGAUGUCUUGGGCAGUUCCAGCUGUAACCUAUUGCAUAAAGCAGUAUGAAGUGAACGGCAAAGUGGCUGAUUCAAUGCUUGUUAAUACCAUAUUGAUGCUGGUGUAUGUUACUAAGUUUUUUUGGUGGGAAGCUGGAUACUGGAGCACAAUGGAUAUUGCACAUGAUCGAGCUGGUUUUUAUAUUUUCUGGGGAUGCCUUGUAUGGGUGCCUUCUAUAUAUACUUCUCCUGGCAUGUACCUGGUCAAUCAUCCUGUACACCUUGGAACUCAGUUGGCACUCUACAUCCUAGUAGCAGGCAUUCUUUGCAUAUACAUCAACUACGACUGUGAUAGGCAAAGGCAAGAGUUUCGCAGAACAAAUGGGAAAGGUUUGGUUUGGGGUAAAGCUCCAUCAAAGAUAACUGCCACUUACACUACCACAACUGGGGAAACAAAAAGCAGCAUUCUUUUAACUUCGGGAUGGUGGGGAUUAGCUCGACAUUUCCACUAUGUCCCAGAAAUAUUAGCUGCAUUUUUCUGGACUGUUCCAGCUCUUUUUAACCACGCUUUACCCUACUUUUAUGUGGUGUUUCUUACAAUCCUUCUCCUCGACCGGGCGAAAAGGGAUGAUGAUCGGUGCCGAUCCAAGUAUGGAAAAUACUGGAAAUCGUACUGCGAGAAGGUUCGGUACAGGGUCAUCCCCGGAAUUUACUGAGAAAAUGUUGCACAAGUGUUUGUUCUAUGUUGAGAAUGGCAUGUAUAUUCAGCCUUUCCAAAUUAAAUGAUGGCAGGCUGGUAUCAUGUUGUUGUUAUUGUUGUUUUUGUAAUGGUCAACUUUAUGGAUGUUGUAUUUCUCUCAUCUUCAAUGACCAAAAACUUUUCUUGUUUAGGAAAA